Messenger RNA from Panicum virgatum (switchgrass), 2090 nucleotides. Its product is annotated as 2-(3-amino-3-carboxypropyl)histidine synthase subunit 2-like. The transcript is spliced from 10 exons. Gene Ontology annotation, molecular function: 2-(3-amino-3-carboxypropyl)histidine synthase activity. Gene Ontology annotation, biological process: protein histidyl modification to diphthamide. NCBI's taxonomy places the organism in Eukaryota, Viridiplantae, Streptophyta, Magnoliopsida, Poales, Poaceae. The record is from RefSeq and is a predicted model, not a curated record. Bases 123 to 1661 code for a protein of 512 amino acids.
GAGACGCCAACUCACAAACCCAAAGCCCUGGAGCAGCAGUCUUGCUCAGUUGCUCUCUCCUUCCCCGUUGCGCCGCCCCCUUCUCUUCCGGCGGCGGGCGACCUCCCGAACCCCCGUCGACCAUGGAGGCCGACGUCGGCUCCAGGUACGAGAUUCCCCGGACCGCGGAGUUCCUCCGGGCGCGCGCCUACACCAGGGUCGCCCUCCAGUUACCCGACGAGAUGCUCAAGGACGCCGCGGCGGUGUCAAGGGCGCUGCGGCGGGAGCUCGCCUCCUCCGGCGGCGGCGGGGUCAGGGUGUUCGUGAUGGCCGACACGGCGUACAACUCCUGCUGCGUCGACGAGGUGGGCGCGUCACACAUUGACGCGCAGUGCGUCGUCCACUACGGCCACGCUUGCAUGAGCCCAAUAUCAAAUUUGCCAGCUUUCUUCGUACUUGGGAAGGCACCACUGGAUGUCGACGCCUGUGCCAGCUCAAUUCUGGAGUGCUCAAGGAAAGGCAGUAAGCAUAUUCUGGUUUUAUAUGGACUGGAGUAUGCAUAUGCAUUGGAUGACCUUAGACGAACUUUUGAAGAGUUACAUAAAUCAAAUUCCUGCAAUUCUGAAGUCAAGUAUGCAGACAUUUUGUGUUCAGUUAUGAGCCCAUCAUCAAAUAAUGCAGAUGAAAAUAAUUAUCCCCAAUCGAGUGGAAACUCUUGCCAUGUAGAUUUGUCGAUAAAGAGUGAUGUGUCAACAUUUCUGAAUAAUCGUUGUAGCAUGGAAUGUUCUAGUUCCACACACAAAUACAGCCUUGGUGGUGUUACAUGGAAUAUUUCACCUCAGGAAAAAAUGGAGGACUAUAUAAUAUUUUGGAUUGGACAUGAUAAUUCGGCAUUUGCCAACAUUGUGCUGACCUUCAAUAAAUGUGAAAUAGUUAGAUAUGAUGCAAUAAGAAAUCAACUCUCAACAGAUGUCUCUCAUCUGAUGAAAGUUCUUAGGCGAAGAUAUUACCUUGUGGAGAAGGCAAAGGAUGCAAAUAUUAUUGGAAUUUUAGUGGGAACUCUGGGUGUUGCUGGUUAUCUUCAUAUAAUUGAACAACUGAAAGAAAUGAUCAGGGCUGCUGGAAAGAAAUCUUAUACAUUGGUCAUGGGCCGGCCUAAUUCUGCAAAACUUGCAAAUUUUCCUGAGUGCGAAGUUUUUGUUUAUGUUUCUUGUGCCCAAACUGCUCUACUGGAUAGCAAAUAUUUUUUAGCUCCAGUUAUUACACCUUUUGAAGCUGUAUUAGCUUUAAGCAGGGGAAGAGAGUGGACUGGUGAAUAUCUUUUGGAUUUCAAGGAUUUGAUCACUUCAGAGAAACAAGAAGUUACAAGCGCAACAGAAGCACGGUUUUCCUUUAUCACAGGUGCCUAUGUGGAAGAUAACUGCACUCAAGAAAGUAUGGAACAAUCAGAAACAUCACUUACACUGGCUGAGGUAACAGAAAAGGCACUAAGCAUCCAAAACCAAAACAACAACGCUGUCCUUUACCAAGGAAGAGCAAUGUCCUCAAUCGACUACCUCAAGGCACGUUCAUACCGUGGUCUAACUGGAGAUUAUGAGGGUCCAGCACCUGAUUCAAUCUUGGUGGGCAGAACGGGGAGGGCAGCUGGUUACAAUGACGAGAAAACACAAAGUGCACAAUGAUGGCAAUUGGCAGUUAAUCAGUUACUAAAGGUCUCUGGCGAGGAAAACACAGAGAGAUCACUUGCACCCUAAAAGGUUCACCAUUCUGCAAUGCCUGUUUUAUUUUUAUUGGGAAAGAUAGAUUUACAGACGACCAUGGAUUUAUCGUUGGUGUGCAAUACCUGUUUCUAAGGGGAAGGGGAACUAACCUUUGGAUGCAGUUCUCUCAGGAGGCACUUUUUCUGUUAGAAACUAGCACAUUCGGAGAGUCAGUUUUGAUAGUCAAACAGCCCUGCAGAUUCCAGAAACUGGCAUGAUUUCAGAAGUUACAGAAGAUAUACGUGGUUUGCCACCCAUUCUGUAAUUGUCCAUUAUGUUUGUACAAGACACAAUUUGCCCUAUAUAUUCUUAUUGGCAAUUUCUUAAUGGACCAUUUGGUAAUCCUUUACA